Molecule: messenger RNA, 1002 nt
Organism: Selaginella moellendorffii
Lineage: Eukaryota; Viridiplantae; Streptophyta; Lycopodiopsida; Selaginellales; Selaginellaceae
Product: RING-H2 finger protein ATL72-like
Exons: 1
Coding region: 185-721 (178 amino acids)
Source: RefSeq, a predicted model, not a curated record
UUUGUGCACGUCUCAGGCAGUCGCCCGUGAAGGAAAAAACAUGGACCAUGGCAUGAACGUCGCGGAUACCUUCUCCGUUGUUUCUCCAGCAGCUGCGGGUUGCUUGUGGCGCACGAAAUGGGUACCGUGUUAAAGGGGUUUAGAAACUCGCCAGGUAUUGUGCUCCUGAUCGCUCGCAACGAACAUGACAGGCUUUGGGUUUGGAGGAUACCCGGAGGCAACAUUGCCAGGCUCUUCCCAGAUGGCUGCCGAUGCUCCAGCAGCAGCGGCAGCGAAGUUUUCGAGCUUGGGACAGGGCGUCAACGUUGUCAUGACAGCAGCCGGGGGUCUGCUAGUUCUGGUGGGAUUCAUCGCCUUCGGGAUAUGGAUGUGCGGCCGCGCUUCCUCCGCUCAGAGUGCUCGCGUCGCGCAACAGGUGGAAGUUGUCAAGCCCGGCUUGAGCAAGGAGGCGAUAGCAAGGAUACCAAUCACCAGCGGCUUUGCGAAUCCAGAGGGGGGCACUAGCAGCAGCAGCAGUAGCGAGGCGUGCGCGAUUUGCCUGGGUGAAUUGGACGACAGGGUCCGGGUCCUUCCCAAAUGCAGCCACGCCUUCCACGCCGAGUGCGUCGAUAUGUGGCUCUUCUCGCACAAGACUUGCCCGACUUGCCGGUCGGAUCUCUCCAGCCUCGAGCAGCAGCAGCCAGAUCAAAUGGCGGUGGUGGUGGUGGUGGAUUCCCGGUGACGAUCGAGAGUUCUCUCGUUGCGGUUUCGCUCUCUAGCUCUUUCGCGUAGUCGUAGAGGCAGGAGGAGUUGGAUUGUCAUGUCAGUUGAAAGUCCGGACUGGAGAUAUCAAUGUAGGAAGGAUUGUCUCUAUGCGAUGAGCAGAGAGCUCUUAUUUGGCUCGCAUGGCAUCAACGCUCGGCUUAUAUCCAGGUCGCGACGCGAUAGAGAGACGAUCGAAAGCGAAAGAAGUCGUGUGGUCCUGUAAACAAUCAGAGCAAGGAGAACAAGUUCUUCUUAAUC